AUGCUGUCGCGGAGCCUCCUCGCCACGGCAGCGGCCCUGGCGUCCCUCGCCGCCGCCCAGGUCACGACGGACUGCAACCCGAUGGAGAAGGACUGCCCCAACGACCCGGCGCUCGCCACCUCGCAGUUCUUCAACUUCAACCAGACGCAGAACAGCAAGCUCUGGGAGACGCACGUCGGCACGGUCGACUGGGACGCCGACACGGGCGCCAAGCUCACCGUCGCCAAGCAGGGCGACUCGCCCACCCUGCGCACCAAGUUCUACAUCUUCGGCGGCCGCGUCGAGCUCUCCCUCAAGGCUGCACCCGGGGCGGGCAUCAUCAGCUCCAUGAUGCUGCUGGGCGACAACCUCGACGAGAUCGACUGGGAGUUCAUCGGGAACAACAACACCCACGCGACGACCAACUACUACGGCAAGGGCGUCGAGGACUUCACCAAGGGCGGGUGGCACCCCAUGGCGUCGCCGCCGCAGGACGACUACCACAACUACACGGUGGACUGGCGCAAGGACCGGCUGGACUGGUACAUUGACUCGCAGCUCGUGAGGACCGUCGUCCCCGGCGCCGAGACCCUGUCCGACGGCAAGGACACCUUCCCCCAGACGCCGCUGCGCCUCAGCCUGGGUAUCUGGGCCGGUGGUGAUCCCAGAAUGCCCGAGGGCACGCGCAAGUGGGCUGGAGGUGACACGGACUACAAUGCCGGGCCGUACGAGAUGCAUGUCAAGAGCGUCUUCGUCGAGGACUACAGCACCGGCAAGGAGUACAAGUUCGGCGACAGGUCAGGAUCCUGGGACAGCAUUGAGGUUAUCUCAGGAAACUCAACCGCCCUCAACGCCAUCAACGAGCCCCCGGAGGAAGCCGAGAAGUCCACAAGCGAGAAGUUCAACGCGCUCCCCGAGGGCGCCAAGAUCGGCAUCUACAUCGGCAGCGGCGUCGCGGGCGUCGCCCUCGUCGCCGCCGCCGCCUUCUACAUCUGGAGGCAGCGCAGCCAGGGCAUCCGCGAGGCCCGCCUGGCCGACGAGCGCGACCACCUCGAGAUGGACGGCUACCGCCCCGACGGCGGCGAGACCGAGUACAAGGGCGCCGCAGGGCUGGGAGCCGGCCUGGCCGCCGCGGGCCUGGGUGCCAGCACGUACGCCGCCGUGAACCACUCGGACCCCGACGAGAAGUCGGCGGCCUGGGGCGGUGCUGACCUGGGUGCGGGUGCGGGCGCGACGAUGACGCGCUCGGGAGGGUACGCGGCCGUGGAGAACCCGUUCCUCGACACGCGGAGUAUGGACGCCAGGAGCAUCGACGCGAGGAGCAUCGAUACCCGGAGCGUCGCCAACAGCGGCUUCUCCACGCCGCCUCCCCCGAUGGACAUGACCGAGGCGGAGAUCCCACGAUCGCACAGCCCGGUGGGCGCGUCUGAUAUGUCGCCGGGGCCUGAGCAGGCGUACGGCGCGCACCGGAUGCAAAGCUACCGGGAUUGA
Molecule: messenger RNA, 1470 nt
Organism: Clonostachys solani
Lineage: Eukaryota; Fungi; Ascomycota; Sordariomycetes; Hypocreales; Bionectriaceae
Source: the annotation of a GenBank genome assembly